AUCACCACAUCCUUUCCCAGCACUAGCACAAGUACGAGCAUGGCCGUCCUUUCCCGACUCAUCCCUAGCGCAACGAGCGCCUAUCUACUCCAAGCAGCACUGGCUCUGAUCUUCGUCCCACAACAGAAUGAAAAGUACUACGAUCUGGGCGGUGCGGCAGGCUUUCUGAGCACCUCUCUUCUGUCGCUCUACUAUCCCGCUCUCAAAGCCAAGUUCAAUCACGGCGUCCCGCUCCCUCCAAUCACGUCCUUCGCGCCACGCCAGUUGCUGGUGACUGCUGCUCUCGGACUCUGGAGCGCACGGCUGGGAUCUUUCUUGGUUGCAAGGGCGCUCAAGGCCGGUGGCGACUCGCGUUUCGACGAGGUGAAGAAGGAUCCCAAACGUUUCAGUUUCUUCUGGUUCGCACAAGCGACCUGGGUUUUCGUGGUUGGCCUUCCUGUGUACCUCGUCAACACCGUGCCACCGGUGUUGCACCCAGCUCUCUCCCGCCGCGACUACCUCGCCCUCGGCUUGUUUGCUGGAUCAUUCCUGUUCGAAGUCAUCGCGGACCGGCAAAAAACUCAAUGGCGACGCGCCAAAGACGCGAAACGUCAUGACGAGAACUUCAUAUCCAGUGGACUGUGGGCUAUUUCCCGGCAUCCCAACUAUGUCGGCGAAGUAGGCAUCCACAUCGGCAUCUGGGCUCUCGCUACGGGAAGUCUGACCAGCAUUCACUUUCCAACGGGGACCGCCGUCGCUGCGCUUGCCAGCCCGUUGCUCACCUACUUCUUACUUCGAAAGGUCGAAACCAUAGUCGCUUCCGCCCGUUCAUUCGUUAACGAUGUAACUCAGGUUUCCGGAGUUCCUCCGCUGGAGAAAGCCGGCGACAAGAAGUUUGGAGCUGAUCCGAAGUGGCAGCAGUACAAGCGUCCGAAGCACGGUACCGGUGUUCUGGCCCUGGGGCCCUUUGGAGUGAUUGGUCGUGUUAUGAUAAAUUUCAGGCAACGGGUUGGACAGUAUCCCCAAUUCUUUGUCUCUGCGACCGCCUGUCUCUUCCCACCUCCGGCAAUGAUCAGCGCCAGUCUCGUUCUCGCUGCAUGCGCCUUUGCGGGAAUCGCCGACGCGCAUCCGUACCAUGAUCAGCAGCCGAUGGCCCACGAUUUGGAGCGUCUUGUCGAUGUCAUCGACGUGACGACCGAGCCGUGGGGAAGCAAAUUCGGCCUCCAGACUGACCUGCCGUACUCCGGCCCGCUGAGCUUCGCGCAUCUACCGUACAGCAAGUGUCUGGAAGACGGCCAGUCGCGGUUCGAUAUCGCUAUCUUGGGAUUGCCCUUCGACACGACGACGUCCUACCGACCCGGUGCACGCUUUGGUCCUACGGGAAUCCGCAUUGGCUCCAGGAGGCAGCACAUCGAGGGCUACACUCUGGCGUGGAACUCUAGCCCGCACGAGCUUGGAGCGAGCAUCUUGGACUGCGGAGACGUUCCUCUUACCCCGGUCGACAAUGCCCAAGCACUGGAACAGAUGGAAGUUGCGUAUACGACACUUCUCAAUCGGCCUGUUCAAGGCGGCACUAACACGGCGUACAAAUCAUCCACUGCUGCACUGGCAAAGGACGGAUCGGAGCACCCGAGACUGGUUACGCUAGGCGGAGAUCAUACCAUCGUUCUUCCGAUCCUGCGUUCGCUGAACAAGGUCUAUGGACCCGUCAGCGUCAUCCAUUUCGAUGCUCACUUGGACACAUGGGCGCCUCCUCCGCUUUCCACUGGAAUAGGGCGAAUCAACCAUGGCUCUUUCUUUGCUAUCGCUGCGGAGGAGCACCUGAUCGCGAAUAACAGCAUCCAUGGCGGGAUCCGCUGCCACAUGGGCCGACAAGAUAUUGUGCACGACACCGAAGUCGGAUUCCAGCUGAUCAGCGCCGAAGACAUUGACGACUACGGUGUUGAUCAGAUUAUCAGCAAGAUUCGCCAGAGAGUAGGAAACAGCCCGGUAUAUCUCAGUCUCGACAUCGAUGUCAUCGACCCUGGUCUUGCUCCCGCUACCGGUACACCCGAGGUCGGCGGCUGGACUACUCCUGAUAUCACGAGUAUUGCGGCUGCUGAAAUCAUCUUCGACUUCCUCAAUAUGAUGCAAAUGGAUGCACCCCCAAAGCCUCAUGUCGGACCGUUCUAGAUACUGUACUUUCACCCAAAAUGAUGCAUUACUGCUAUCCUUGCAAAAGUCUCCACGACUUGAACAGGUGAAAGCAAGUUCCGGGCGUAGCAAGCAUGAAUGCUU
Molecule: messenger RNA, 2256 nt
Organism: Mycena citricolor
Lineage: Eukaryota; Fungi; Basidiomycota; Agaricomycetes; Agaricales; Mycenaceae
Source: the annotation of a GenBank genome assembly